AAUCGUUAUAGAGUACGCUAGUGUGCCUAACGUUGAGUCGCAGAGGUUUCUGGCCACUUCUUGCCAUUUCGAUUUUAGACGAAGAAGUGGACGUUAGAAGAAGAGGUUAGAAUUUUAGACGAUUACAGUUUGGUAAUCUGAAAAAUGGGUUUUCAAAAUAUUUGGUACUCGCACCCAAGAAAAUAUGGACAAGGAUCUAGAUCCUGUCGUGCUUGUGCGAACAAGCAUGGUUUGAUAAGAAAAUAUGGAUUAAACAUCUGUCGCCAAUGUUUUCGCGAAUAUGCUGCCGACAUUGGCUUUAAAAAGCUGGAUUAACAACAAUGAAAUAGCUAAUUGGAUAAUAUUUAUAUUCAUCUUUAUUUAUAUAUGAGAUACAAUAAAAUGAAAUUUUUCUACUAAA
This is a messenger RNA of Bombus impatiens (common eastern bumble bee), 400 nucleotides long. Its product is annotated as 40S ribosomal protein S29. The transcript has 3 exons. The record is from RefSeq and is a predicted model, not a curated record. Gene Ontology annotation, molecular function: structural constituent of ribosome; zinc ion binding. NCBI's taxonomy places the organism in Eukaryota, Metazoa, Arthropoda, Insecta, Hymenoptera, Apidae. The coding region runs from base 145 to 315 and encodes 56 amino acids. Gene Ontology annotation, cellular component: ribosome; cytosolic small ribosomal subunit. Gene Ontology annotation, biological process: translation.